Tuber aestivum (summer truffle) is the source of this 2171-nucleotide messenger RNA. Lineage: Eukaryota; Fungi; Ascomycota; Pezizomycetes; Pezizales; Tuberaceae. The record is from the annotation of a GenBank genome assembly.
AUGGGAGCAGGGGGGGUAAAUUCUUAGAGGAUUCGUUCGUAAUAGCGAAUUUUCCCGUAUAAUAGAUCCCAUAGCGGGGUGCGACUGUAAUUAUGAAGAAAUAAAAUAAAAGGUCUGAGCAGAAUUUUUGGAACCCUCAUCGACAACCACAAUGAGAAGAAGAAAAGAAAAAAAAGAGAAACCUGCUCUUGCCGAACACCUGACCAGACAAAAAACUGACUUCUUGUGAUUCCUCAGAAAAAAAUGUGAUUUUCUCCCUCUCACUAAGAAUGCCAUUUCAAAUAUGAGUUACCUACAGUAUUAUACCGUACCCCCAUCCUGCGAAUCAUCCUAAUCCUGGGCUGCGCGUGCAACCCCAGGGUGUGAGUCCGGGAACGGUAGACUAUAUAACGACCGUCAAUGCUGCCCUCGGCCCACACAAACCCAUCUCAGGUCUCCAAACCCCACGGCCCCGACUAAUCAGCACAAUCCUACAUACCAGACACAAAAAGUCGCACCACAUCCCCCUCUUGACUCUUGUCGCUCAGCACCCCCUCCCCAUGUUCCCACCCGGAUGCGGCAACGACGUACCAGUCGUAGGCCAAAUAUAUGUCAUCAGCCUGUUCGGCACGAACCAAGUGCUCACGGGUCAAGGGGGAGAGCUUUCCCUCAAGGAAUAUCAGGAGGGUCACUGGGACCAGAUGUGGGUCUUCCACAUAAACUCGGACCAUUGGCAUGGCAUGAAGAACAGAUCCACCGGGUGUUUUCUGGGCCGGGCGGAGGGAAACAAGACAAGAUGUUCGAUACGUGACCACAGGCUUUGGGAGUAUUUUUCCUUCGUGCGGCAUGGUCUAGGCGGGUAUUCAAUGAUGAUGAGCCCGCACGACGGCGGUAGGAGGCUUGGGCUGCUUCAACGCAUCGACAGCGACGAUAAACGUUUAACGAUCGGGGAAGCCGGCACUCAGUUCGGCCUCCAUCUGGUCAAGAACCCCGUGUUCAGACGGUUUGAGUGGGUGGUCCCUGACCGCCUCGCACGCUCUUCCGCGCCCUACUAUGACGGCGAGGAUUCCGAUGAGAGCAUUAACGAGACCUCCAUCGAGUUCCUUCACAACCAUGGCAUACACAACAUCAUCAGUUUGAACUCGGUCGAGAUAACGCCGCGGGAGAAGGGCAGGCUUCGCGCCGCCAAGAUCUCAUACUCGCACAUCAUCGUACCGGAGUGCACCGCGCCCACACAAGAACAAUUCGAUCAAAUCUGGAACGCCUAUAAGGGGGCGUUGGCUACGAUCGUCUACUGCGGGUAUGGGGAUGGGAGAACAGGGAUGGCUAUCAGCGCAAUUCAGCUCUGCGAGGGUCGGCCCCUGGGCGAACUUGAUUUCAGGGCGAACGGAGCGCAGUGCCGCGGUCAGAUAGAGGCAUUAAAUGCAUUGAGCGAGAGAAUUCAUGGGCGAGUCUCUCCUCCUCCAGACAAAAUCUCACUGCCUGCCGGUGUGGCAGGAUAAAGUUUUUAGGGGUUUUCUGGUCAUGUUUUGCGGGUUUUUACCCAGGGAAUUUUCUGUUUGGGAUGGGGCUUAGCAGGUGGAAAUCUUUCACCUGGAGGCACGGCCUUGCCUUCCUCAGAGAGAGAGGAGGAACAGAGCACGAGAGACCCAUCCUGUACAACCUUCUUUACCACCUUCCUUAUUGUUGUUUCGGAACUUUGUCUCCUCACCUUUUCCCUCUUGCUUACUCACUGUGUUUUACCUGUCAACUUUUAUCAACAUAAUUCUACUCUCUUAUCCGAUAUAAAUACCACAUCGUACAGUCAACACAACUGCGCAGGUGCCGGGUCAAUCACACCAUCCAAAUCACGGAAGGGAACAGAGACACCUACACACCGGUAUGCUGACCCUUGCUUCAAAUAGCAGCGAAACGCACGACGACCCACCCGACACCCGCGAUAUCGAACCCCGACUAUGUGUGGCACCCGAGAGAGGGGAGUGAUAAGAUGCAUCGCGGUGGAGCUGUGCGAAGAUGGUAGGAUCGGGGAAAGUGGAUAUGGUGAUAUGGUGAUACACCGGGGUAUCCCGAUGGGGUGAUAGGAUGGUGUAAGAACUGGGCGAAUACGAAGCGGAAAGGCGAUCAUAGGGAGGCAGCGGUGAAUUCAUGAAGUUGGUAGAGGUGCGAAAUCGGAUGACGGUCGGGAGGAGGAG